CCACUUCAUUGUCUUUGCAAAUGUUCCCAUCUUCCUUUAUUUUACGUAUUCCCUUGCUGCAGAGGACAGAACAGUAGACUUCUGUUCCUGAGAAUAAAACGCUUUUGUGGAUCCUCCGUUCCUCUGAGAAUUCCUUCACUUUAUCCACAAAAGUGGUAAAAAUGCUUUCCCACUCAACAAACCGCUGAGUAACACGAUGUCCGACUUGCCAACCGCUCAUUUGUUUGCUGUACUGAAAGGGAGAUCGUUGGUCUGCGAAACCAUCGGAAAGGUCAGACAAAACUUGCUUUUAAAACAGAGACGGCGAUCCUUUACAAAGACACGACUGAAAUCUUCCUCACACCCUAUUUCUCACACAAUACUUGAAUGGGAGCUUAGAGGCGCAGAAUAAAAGAGGCAAGAAGAAAAUGGGAGGGGAAUCUUUUCAGUUCUUCAGAAGCAACAAUAGUCUUUGUCUACAAUGUCCCUCCAUUCUUAUUGGGGUUACUGAAGGGGACCGGGUGGAGGGGCCGGUUUUCCAUAGUAACAGUGACAAAACAAGCAAGCCGGUCCCAGAGCAAGGAGAAAGGGAGAGAGAGACAAAAAAUGCUUCAAAUCCCAGACAGAAUCACUAUAUCAAUCCGUGCAGUUUUUCUGAGGGUUAAAGGAGGCAGACGGCGCGCCAAAGGAGAGGGAAGACUUAUGGGAAGAAUGGGCACAGCUUCACUUGUGUAGAAGAAAAAGCAAGUGAAAAAUACUGGACACUUGGUUAUUGCACUUUUGGAUAAAAUGAAUUCAGACAGUCAGUAUGAGGACUCUGUGUCCAUCAUGGUCCUGGAGAACAUCAAGAACAGACUGCUGCAUGCCUUCAGAACGACAGCAGAACCAAGAACCUCAGUCGGGACGGCUCAUCUGAUCAGAAAGAGUUUCCAAGUCAAUGAAGAACUUCGGAGAGCCAAAAUUGAUGGAGCCAUAACAUGGUUAAGAUUAGAACUGCUUGAGAUGCGAUCUCAGGAUAGACAGCUGGCUCAGACUCUGCUGGGACUGAACAAGGAGAUUCAGAGGCUCAGACGGGAGAACGGAUCCUUGCUUUCAGAGCCUGACAGCAGCGACCACACAGAGGAGACAUGAAUCAGUCUUGUGUCAGAGACAGUAUUAGCUGAAUGCAUAAACAGUGAUGUGCAUUUUUCUACUUGUUUAUUGAGUUAAUGGUGAUCUAUUUUUAGGAGAGGACAACACAAUGUUGUUGUUCCCAUAGACUUGGUUCGAAAUUGGUAUUUUAUACUUAUAUCUGUGAUAUAGGUGAAACACAUUGUUUGUGAUCACUUUUAUCCUCUUGGCACUUUAAAAUAUCUCUUUUGGAAAACCCACUAAAUGUAAAAGCUUGUAUGCAUAUACAAAUCUGACCAAAUACUGGUUACCAGACAAAAUGUAAUAUCUGAAUAAAAAUAAAUGAUAUUACUAAUACAAGGACACAAGGUUUAAAGGUACAACUGCUACAAGGUUUAAAAUCAGAAAUACAAGAAAUAAAGUUCACAUUUUGAGAUGUGUGUCUAACCUGCAAUGAGGCAUUUUGAAAGUAGUGUAAAUCUUACAAAAGAUGCAGAAACAGAUUGUUUAUGUAACAUUUUACUCCGCCUGGAAGUCAAUAAACCCCAUCCAUAAUCCAUUCUGGUUUAGUCAAACAACAGAGACCUACGUGCAACGACCUACAUAUAGCUGUUUGUGGGAUAGUGUGACUGUUUGAUGUACAUGUGUUGAAGGUUUAUAAUAUAGAAUUGAUGCACUGUAUAUAAAAAUGCUGAAUUUUUGUCAAAUCAACAUAUAUAUGUUACUUUAACUUUAAAAAUGAAGUUUUUUAAAAACUUAAAGGAACAGUAUGUAGGAUUGUGGCCAAAACUGGUAUUGCAAUCACAAAACUUGUGGCUAAAACUGGUACUGCAAUCACACAACUCGUGGCCAAUACACAACAUGACAACAUAAACAUCAGUUGAGGGCUGCAACUCCACUUUUUAAAUGACAAUAUCCUGGCCAGACCACUGUUGUCAGUAAUAUAAGUAUUUUAUAUGAAAAUUAUUUCUUAAUGUCUAGUGACAUAUCAGGGCCAUUUUAUGAUUAAUUGAUAUAAAUUUCUUACAUACUGUUCCUUUAAAAUAGUAGGUUGAAUUGACUUUCAAAACCAAGUUGUUUUAACUUCAUGCUGCAUUUUUUUUAAAGUGUGGAAUAUAAUAUUAGCAAUGUGUGUAAAGCACCCACCAUAGUUUUUAAUAAAAUGUGACUCGGAAAAUCUAGUAGGAAGAUUUGGAGCAUCAAAGUUUAAUGUCAGUCAUUCAUUUCAAGAACGACUAUGGUCCGAUUCAAGAUUUUACAUUUCCUUUGGUGUGUAAGUGUGUAUUAGUACAUGUUCAUGAUAUGAAAAAGGUACAAACCCCAAAGUAAACGAUGACGCGAGAUAUUGUCUCCAA
Messenger RNA from Paramisgurnus dabryanus, 2444 nucleotides. It is a transcript of the gene aard, whose product is annotated as alanine and arginine rich domain containing protein. The record is from RefSeq and is a predicted model, not a curated record. Lineage: Eukaryota; Metazoa; Chordata; Actinopteri; Cypriniformes; Cobitidae.